Molecule: messenger RNA, 2789 nt
Organism: Dinoponera quadriceps
Lineage: Eukaryota; Metazoa; Arthropoda; Insecta; Hymenoptera; Formicidae
Product: facilitated trehalose transporter Tret1-like
Exons: 6
Coding region: 731-2335 (534 amino acids)
Biological process (GO): transmembrane transport
Cellular component (GO): membrane
Molecular function (GO): transmembrane transporter activity
Source: RefSeq, a predicted model, not a curated record
UGUGAAAAAAGCCGCGGCGGUGGCACUUCUCGAUCUGUCGUCGUCGUCGUCGUCGUCGUGAGCACGCGAGGAGAGUCUCCCGUCGAGACCGAGAGAGAGAGAGAGAGAGAGAAAGAGCACGUGUACGCGCGCACGAGGUGAUCGCGCGUGCGUGAUCGCGCGAUCAGCGAACGAGGAGAAUCGCUCGGUGAAAAAUCCAGGAGUCAGCAAACGAGGAAAAAAAUCCUUCCCCACGAAAUCGCCGUCGAGACCGUCGCUUUUCCUCGACGACCACAAUCGGCGUCGAGAAAACUCCGGGUCAAUUUUGAUUCUUCGUCGUGGACUUUCGCCACUCCACGAGCGCUUCCUGGCGCGUGGCGAACGGCUUUUUACGCAUCGGUGCGACCUGCAAUUGUCACCGUCGUCGUCGUGGCGUCUCCUCAGCUCUCCCCCUCGCUGCCGCGGUCUCCUUAAUUUAUGAUCCGCGUCGGCGGCUAAAACGCGUUGCGAUCACCGCGAAAGUAAACUCCGCGAUCACGGAGCGACUCCUCCUCCGGAAUGAUGAUUUGAAGACAAGCCCGUCUACGCCGACGCCCGGACGUCGAUAUGCUCGAGGGACAGUGCGAGGAUCGUCUCUGAGACUUUAGAGAGAGAGGAACAUAACAUCCUCGACAUUCUGAACGAUCUGUUCACCGGCCGAGAGCGCGGUGGAUAAUUGCCAGUUGCCCGGCCGAGCGUUUCGAGCUGCACGAUGAUCACCCAAAUGAGGCUCUGGUGGAAGCUGCUCCGCUCCGGCGACAAGAAAGGUGUGUUCGCGGGUUUGGCGGCGCACACCGGGCAGAUUUCCGUGGGACUGUCGCAGGGGUACAGCGCGAUCCUGCUGCCGAAGCUUUUCGAGUCCAACUUCGCCGACCAGUCGCAGGCCUCCUGGAUCGCCUCCCUUGGCGUCGUAUCGAAUCCUCUCGGCGCCCUCGUCGCCGGGCUCUGCGCCGAGUGUUUCGGCCGUAGGUCCGCGAUCGCUCUGGCCACACUGCCGCACGCCGCCGGCUGGCUGCUGAUCGCUCUAUCGAGGAACGUGUCGAUGCUGUACGCCGGCAGAUUCGUCAGCGGCAUCGGCACGGGAAUGGCCAACGGACUUUACCUUUACGUCAGCGAGGCGGCAGCAUCGGAUCAGAGAGCUUGGCUCGCGAGCUGCGGCCCGGUUCUAGUCUCAUUGGGCGUGCUGAUGGUGUACACCCUGGGUGCUGUCACCACGUGGCAGAGGACGGCCGCCAUCAGCAUCGGACCCGCGAUCCUGUCGCUCGCGUUAACUCGAAUGCUGCCGGAAACUCCAGUCUGGCUGGCAGCGAGGGGCCGCACGGACGAGGCGAAGGAGGCCCUUCUGUGGCUACGUGGUCCCGGAUUGAACACCGAUAAAGAGUAUCAGGAACUCUGUGAGGCGCAGCAAAAACGGAAGGAGAAAAAGGAGAGCUUGCUGCGUGCGCUGCACAAGCCGAACGUGUGGAAACCGUUCCUGAUACUCCUCGUCUUCUUCGCUCUCCAACAGCUGUCGGGCAUUUACGUGAUCCUCUUUUACGCCGUGAACGUGCUCAAGGACAUCGGUAUAGACAUCAACGAGUACACGGCCAGCGUCGGCGUGGGUGUCAUCAGGCUGUUCGCGUCGAUUCUCGGCGCCGGGCUGGCCAACAACAUCGGCAGGAAGACCUUGGCAUUCGUCAGCGGGUCCGGAAUGGCCAUCGCGGCUACGGGAGUCGCCCUUUCCUCCAGGUUCGUCCUUCCGUCGUGGGUGCCUUUACUGUGCAUCGGGACUCACGUGGGCGCGUCUAUGAUCGGCUUCCUUACGCUACCUUGGGUGAUGACCUCGGAGCUGUAUCCGCUAAGGUUCCGGGGAAGUCUGGGCGGUUUGACGACCAGCAUCGUGCAGAUACUGACGUUCGUCACGAUUAAGACGUAUCCGGACCUAAGCACAACCCUCGGUUUGGAGUUUACGAUGUGGAUAUUCGCCACGGCCGGUCUACUCGGCGCUACUUUCGCUCUGACGAUAUUACCGGAGACUCGGGGUCGCAGUCUGGACGACAUCGAGAUGAAGUUCGCCAACAAGUCCUGCAAUAACAAAUCGGACACCGGCAAGAUCUUCUCCAACGUGUGGUCGCAGCCCAACAUCACCCUCCAGCGAUUCGUGUCGAUCUCCGAGGAGAAGCAAUCGAAUAUCGUCGCGAACGCGUAUGCCUACGACAACUUUUGCCUGGAAUUGUCGCCGGAGAAUCUCGAGAAGGGUGUGAAAAGCUCUGAGAAACAACCCAGUACUGAUCAGUGUGUUAUAAACAAUAUCGCGCUCGAGCGUGUGUGCCUUUAAUAGAAAGUUUCCGGGAGAAGCUCGAAUUAGGCGAAAUCGAUAGAACAGUGAUCACGAUUUUCGCACGUGAAUUUGCGAUAUUACUGCUCGAAUAAGCUUAUUUAUUUAUUUUAUAUAAUCUACAGGAGCCGGAGCUCCGUUUGACCCGUGAUUGUAAUUAGAAUCGAUUAUAAAUGUACUGCUUCGCGUUUACCAUCGCCAAAUGUUCCUUCAGUAUUACGGACAUUCCUAACGACGCGGUCUCGAACGUAGAGAUGUACGUAAGAUUUUUUUUAUAAUUGUUUAUAUUACGCGCAACGACGUAUAUUUUUAGCAGUGUCACACGCGAGAACACCUUUACUUACCAUAAUUAUUUCAGCGUUACAAACUUACUUGUAACUACACGUUCUCACGAAUAGAUGGAGAGAAGAGUUUUUGUAAAUAUUUCAUACAAUAUAUUUGUAAAUAUCGAUUA